GACCUUGAUGAUGAAGCUGGGUACGAUGACUAUUACAGUGAUGAUGAUGGAUUGGAGCAGGAGUAUGAGGACGAGGAGGAAGAAGAAGAACCACCAAAGGAAGAACUCGAGUAUCUUGAGUUGCGUCAAAAGUUAAAAGAUUCAAUCAGGAAGAAACUGGGCAAAGGAAGUGCCAAUGCUCAAUCUUCACAAGAGAGAAGAAAGAAACUCCCUUACAACGAUUUUGGUUCCUUCUUUGGUCCUUCGCGUCCUGUUAUCUCCUCGAGGGUUAUACAAGAAAGCAAAUCCUUGCUCGAGAACGAGAUACGGACAGGUAGAAUGUCGAGCUCGAACCAAGCUAAGAAAAGACCUGUUCCAACGAGUGGUUCAGACGCUAAGAGUGCGUCCCUUGAGAAGCGGCCUAAGGUUGUGAGCGAGGCAAGGAGGAAAGUUGAGACUCUCAAGGACACAAGAGACUAUUCGUUUUUAUUUUCCGAUGACGCGGAGCUUCCUGUUCCGAAGAAGGAAGCAUCGUCUCUGUCUCGAAGUGGCUCCUUUCCUAGUUCUGGUAUGUUGCGUCUUCCGAGAAACUCUGUUUGUUGUUAUUUUAAAGCAUACCAUUUUCAUGGAGAUAACUUAUACAGGUUUUUUGCUGAUGUUCAAGAGGCUCGUUCUGCUCAGUUAUUAGCACGGCCCAAACAGCCAUCAGGUACCACCAAUGGUCGAGCCGCACACGCUCCUCCCCCUCGUGAGGAGAAGAGACCCGUAUCAGCGAAUGGGCAUUCUUCAAGACCGGUUUCCUCUGGCAGCCAAAUGAACCAUUCAAGACCUGCUCCGCACAUUUCAAGACCGGCUUCCUCGGGAAGCCAAAUGCAAAACUCAAGACCGGUUUCCUCGGGAAGUCAAAUGCAGUCGCGUAGACCGGCUUCCUCAGGCAGCCAAACGCAAAACACAAGACCGUCUUCCUCCAGUAGCCAAAUGCAGCAGAGGGCUUCGUCCUCGGGAAGCCAAAGACCUGGUUCCUCGGUAAACCGUCAAGCACCACCCACUAGCAGACCAUCAGGCUCUUCGAUGAAUGGCCAAUCAGCUAACCGGAAUGGCCAGCUGAAUUCCCGAUCAGCUCCUUCGAAAGCGCCAGUGGAUCAGAGGAAACAGAUGAGCAGCGGCAGCAAUGGAGUCGGUCCUGGCCGGUCAGCGCCGCCCACGUCUAGACCUCUGCCUUCUAAGAUGUCACUGGAGAGAAGGCCCUCCAUCUCGGCGGGAAAGAGUUCUCUUCAAAGUGCUCAAAGACCAUCCUCGUCUAGACCAAUGUCAUCUGAUCCGAGACAAAGGAUGCUAGAGCAGAGAAAGGUUUCUCGUGACCCUGCUACAUCCCGAAUGAUCCCGAAACAAUCAGCGCCUACCUCGAGACACCAGAUGAUGAGUAAACCGGCGCUCAAGAGACCUCCACCGCGUGAUAUAGAUUAUGAUCGAAGGCCUCCGCCGAAGAAGAAGAAGCCUGCAAGAAUGACAGAGGAUGAUAUAGCCAUGAACAUGAUUAGGCAAAUGUUCAAGACUGAACGUUUUGCUGGGCGUGACGAUGAUGACCGAAACAUGGAAGCAAACUUUGACGAUAUCAUGAAGGAAGAGAGACGAAGUGCGAGAAUCGCAAGGGAGGAAGAUGAAAGAGAAGCUCUGCUUGAAGCGGAAGAAGAAAGGAGAGAAAGAGAGAGAAAGGCUCGGAAGCUGAGUCGUUAA
Messenger RNA from Thlaspi arvense, 1716 nucleotides. NCBI's taxonomy places the organism in Eukaryota, Viridiplantae, Streptophyta, Magnoliopsida, Brassicales, Brassicaceae. The record is from the annotation of a GenBank genome assembly.